Cucurbita maxima (winter squash) is the source of this 1301-nucleotide messenger RNA. RefSeq names its product plant cysteine oxidase 2-like. The transcript is spliced from 5 exons. The record is from RefSeq and is a predicted model, not a curated record. Lineage: Eukaryota; Viridiplantae; Streptophyta; Magnoliopsida; Cucurbitales; Cucurbitaceae. Bases 185 to 1045 code for a protein of 286 amino acids. Gene Ontology annotation, molecular function: oxidoreductase activity, acting on single donors with incorporation of molecular oxygen, incorporation of two atoms of oxygen.
CCGCUAAAACCUCUUUUAUAUCCCUUCUUUCUCCUUUCUCCGUUCUCGUCUACAGAUAUCCUCAUUUUUUCAUCUCCCUUCAAUCCUUACCCUGUUUCUUCUUGCAAUUCUAUCCAGAUCUCCGUUUUUCACCAAUUGCUCCACUUUUCGCCUUCAAUUUUCCACCGUUUUUUUUGAAAUUUUAAUGGGGUUUGAGAGGUCUUUGGCUGAUCGCAAGGGGAAACAGUUUUUUGAAUUGCCCAAAGAAACUACUAAGAACAAUAAAUCCAGGAAGAAUCGGCGGCGCUCUAAGAAACCCUCCUCGCCGAUUCAGAAACUUUACGAGACAUGUAAGCAAGUAUUUGCCUCUACUGAAACUGGAAUUGUUCCCUCUCUUGAGGAUAUCCAACGCCUGCAAUCUGUUCUCGAUAAAAUGAAGGCAGUAGAUGUCGGGUUGUCGCCGGAGAUGCCGUAUUUUCGUACCACAGCUGAUGAAGGGACUCCUCCUAUAACGUAUUUGCACCUCUAUGAGAACAACAAAUUCUCCAUGGGGAUAUUUUGCCUGCCUCCUUCAGGUGUCAUUCCACUUCACAACCAUCCUGGAAUGACAGUCUUCAGCAAGCUUCUCUUUGGGACUAUGCACAUCAAAGCGUAUGAUUGGGCAGAGGUCGGUGCCGAGAAUGGCAUAUUAGCGAGUGUCGAUGCUUCAAACGGCACAGCUCCCUCAAGUAUUAGGUUGGCCAAAGUUAAGGUAGAUGCCAACUUCACAGCACCAUGCGACUCGACCAUUCUCUACCCUGCAGAUGGUGGAAACAUGCAUUGCUUCACAGCCGUGACAGCAUGUGCAGUGUUAGAUGUACUUGGCCCACCUUACUCUGAUCACGACGGUCGUCAUUGCUCAUAUUACCUCGACUUUCCCUUCACCAAAUUUUCAGCAGUGGAUGGGAAAUCGAUCCCAGAAGCAGAGAGGGAAAGCUAUGCUUGGCUUGAAGAAAGAGAGCAACCUGAAGACUUAGCAGCCGUUGGAGCAGAGUACAUAGGGCCUAAGAUAGUAGAGAGUAGGUGAAUUCUGCAAACAAAUCUUGUUCAUUUGAUACAAAAUAUGCUGUUCAUGGAUUGGGACUGCCACCUCUUCUGUGCAGCAUAUAAUCUUUGUUUUAGUUUUGAUCUUCCUUGUAUAUAGUUAAGUUAGAUAGUGAUAAGCAAAAAGAAGUAUGGAUUUGUUAUGUUCUUCCAAUAACUAUUCCAGUUUGUUCAUGUUUUAACAGAUGCACUUCAAAAAAAUGAGAAAAAAACACAAAAUGAAAGGCUUCUUUCCAGAU